CAAAUUCCCUUUUUUGCUUCGUUAUGAAAUUCCCUCAGUUUCCAUUUUCCUUCAAAUUCCAAUCUUUCCCUCAUUUUCACAGACAAUUAUUUUCCUCACAACCCAAAUGGAAUUCCAACAACAACCCAAAUCUUGUAAUCACCCACCCAACUCUUAUACUCAUAGAAUCUUGCAAAUCAAUUUCACAAAUAAAGCAAAUUCAAGCCAAUAUGAUACACUCUGGCAUGAUUUCACACAUUUUCCCUAUUAGUAGACUGAUAUCCUUUUGUGCUUUGGAUGUCAAUGGUGAUAUAAACUAUGCAAAUGCUUUGUUUUCAGAAAUUAAUGAACCCAAUGUGUAUAUUUGGAAUACUAUGAUAAAGGGUUUUGUUAAAAAUCAGUUCUUGGAAAUGGGUUUUUGUGUUUUUAGGAGAAUGGUAAGGGAAAAGGUUGAAAUGGAUAAGAGAAGUUAUGUUUAUGUGUUGAAAGGGUGUGGGGUUUUUGAGGGAGUGGGGGUGCAUUGUAGGAUUUGGAAAGUUGGGUUCUUGAGUGAUUUGAUUGUGAGGAAUGGUUUGAUUCAUUUUUAUGGUGAAAAUGGAAAAACUGUUGAUGCACAGAAGGUGUUUGAUGAAAGUCUUGUGAGGGAUGUGGUUACUUGGACUAGCUUAAUUGAUGGGUAUGUGAAAAUGAAUAUGGUUGAUGAGGCAUUGGGGUUGUUUGAUUUGAUGUGUUUAAGUGGUGUUGAGUUUAAUGACGUUACGUUGAUAAUGGUGUUUUCUGCGUGUUCGUUGAAGGGGGAUUUAAGUCUGGGGAAAUCGGUUCAUGAACUCGUGAAGAAUAGAGGUGUGGAAUGCAGUCUUAAUUUGAUGAAUGCCAUAUUGGAUAUGUAUGUGAAAUGUGGUUGUUUGCCUGUGGCUAAAGAGAUUUUUGAUAAGAUGGAAAUAAAGGAUGUCUUUUCAUGGACAAGUAUGAUCCAUGGAUAUGCCAGAAAUGGGGAGGUAGACUUGGCAAAGAAGUGUUUUAGUGUGAUGCCUGAACGAAAUGUAGUUUCUUGGAAUGCCAUGAUUGCUUGCUACUCGCAAAAUAAUAGACCUUGGGAGGCCCUUGAACUCUUUCAUGAAAUGGAGAAACGAGGUUUGGUUCCCAUGGAAAGCACUUUGGUCUCUGUACUCUCUGCUUGUGCUCAAUCUGGUUCUUUGGAUCUUGGUCAACGAAUUCAUGAUUACUAUAUUAAGCAACAACGGGUUAAAUUCAGUAUGAUUCUGGCAAAUGCAUUAAUAGACAUGUACGGAAAAUGUGGAAGCAUGGAUGCAGCUGGUGAGCUCUUCCACGAAAUGCCAGAAAGAGAUUUGGUCUCCUGGAAUUCAGUAAUAGUAGGAUGUGCUUCUCAUGGUCUCGCCGAGAAGGCUCUCACUCUCUUUGAACAAAUGAAAUGCUCGGGACUCAAGCCUGAUAGCAUCACAUUUGUGGGUGUUCUAUCAGCUUGCGCUCAUGGUGGAUUGGUCAAUCAGGGCUGGGAGUACUUUAGGAGCAUGGAAUUAAAUGGAUUGAUUCCUGGGGUGGAACACUAUGCAUGCAUGGCUGAUUUACUUGGUAGAUCUGGGCAUCUGAAAGAAGCUUUUGAGUUCAUAAAGCAAAUGCCGGUGGAACCUGAUAAAGCUGUUUGGGGUGCUCUGCUUAACGGUUGUCGGAUGCAUGGAAAUGUUGAGCUGGCCAAGGUUGCUGCUGAGAAACUUAUAGAACUAGAUCCUCAAGAUAGCGGUAUUUAUGUGCUUCUUGCAACUUUGUGUGCUAAUGAGAGGAAAUGGGCUGAUGUUAGAAAUGUUAGAAGUUUGAUGAGAGCUAAAGGUGUAAAGAAGAAUCCAGGUCAUAGUUUGAUAGAGGUCGACGGUAACUUCUAUGAAUUUGUGUCUGCUGACGACUCACAUCCCGAAUCUCAGGCAAUACAUAAAAUGCUUGAUGAGAUUAUAUUGCUCUCUAAGUUAGAAGAAUGUGUCUCUGAUGCACAGCCAGAACAACCAUGACAAAUACACUGUGGUCUGGUCGAGUAAGUCUUGACAGGCAUGGAAGCACUUCCAAUUCCUCCGGUCAGUAAUUACUAACUCGUGAUUGAUCCAUUUAACAAUGAAGCUGGUAAAUACGAACACAUUGGUGAGUUUCCCUAUAGAGCUUGCUGCAAGUUUGAAGGUGGAAUCAGCUUGCAAAUCUUUGAAUAAUCAGGAUGUUGUAUGAAGAGGAUGAAGCACCUUCUCAAAGCAUUGGACCAAAAGAUUACCGGGACUACUAGAAGAGGAUAAAUUUAACAUUAUCAACCAACAAUUUUCAGGUAUUGGACACCUUGUUUUAGUCCUAGUAAAUGCUGAAUCACGCAAAAUUUGUUCUCUGAUCUCGAUGAAAAGAGGUCUUCGUACAUUUUAGUUGUUGGGAGGAAUGAAAACAUGUAUAGGGCAAGCUUGGACACUUAAAUAAAUUUUCUUACACCGUUAAAUAUGCACAUAACUUAAAUUCAAUAAUAUGUAACUUGAUGAGUACAUUUUUAGACACAACUAUUACCAUACAGAACCUUGCUCACUUACCAAGUCGCCCAUUUGAUGAGUACAUUCUUGGAUACAACUAUUACCAUACAGAACAUAGCUCGCUUACCAAGUCGCCCAUUUGAUAAAUAUAUUUUUAGAUACAACUAUUACCAUACAGAUCAUAGCUUGCUUACCAGAUCAUAGCUUGAGUCUGCCAGGAAAGAAAUGAGGAGGAAGCGAUGCUGUCCAUGAAGCUUUUGAAUGUCCCUGAAAGGGCCCUCCUUAGCUUCAUCUAUUUACCUAAAAUCUCAACACUAAGUAUACUACUUGUCUAAACUACAUGUCAUACUAAACAUUAGUUAGCUUUUUUUGACGAAGCAUUCUGAUAGUCCAAUCAAGUUAGAAUCGACUAUAUAUAGAUUGUUAUGUUCAGUUGACAUAAUACCCUUUGAUAACUCCUCCUCUAGUAAGAGACUCAUAAUUCGGGUUAUAUUCAUGAAGAACCCACUCUUUGUCUGUGGGAUUAUAGCGAUACGUGAAGUUCUCAUCAAACUUCCAUUCACAAGGCACCGAAUGGCUAACGCACUCGUAGUCGGAUUUAAACGCCACGAAUGUUCCCAUGUUUGUGGAGCAAUUGAACAUUGUUGAAGUGGGGAAGAAUUUUCUGAUUUUGACAGUGAUGUUGAAACUGCCCAUGGCAUUUAGGUGCUUAACGACACCAUCAUCAUCGAAGGAGAAGCAACGGAUGCUAAGGUAAUUUGUAUGGUUGUUAGUUAUGACAACAGUUUUUUGGUCUGGUAAUCUUGCUGCAACAUUUGAGACAUUUAUAUUGAUCAUGAACAAGAACAAUAGUGUUGUUGAGGUGAUAGUUGCUACAAUUUUAGCUUCUUCCAUGGUAUAUUGUAUAUGUUCCUUUUCUUUUCCUAUUUUCCUCCUGAAAUAUCAAAAUGUUAAUAAAUGUUAAAAAG
Solanum dulcamara is the source of this 3463-nucleotide messenger RNA. Its product is annotated as pentatricopeptide repeat-containing protein At2g22410, mitochondrial-like. The record is from RefSeq and is a predicted model, not a curated record. Lineage: Eukaryota; Viridiplantae; Streptophyta; Magnoliopsida; Solanales; Solanaceae. Gene Ontology annotation, biological process: RNA modification. Bases 24 to 2003 code for a protein of 659 amino acids. Gene Ontology annotation, molecular function: protein binding; RNA binding. The transcript has a single exon.